Molecule: messenger RNA, 351 nt
Organism: Brugia malayi
Lineage: Eukaryota; Metazoa; Nematoda; Chromadorea; Rhabditida; Onchocercidae
Exons: 3
Coding region: 1-351 (116 amino acids)
Source: RefSeq, a predicted model, not a curated record
AUGGAAUUGGAAGAACCAAUCAACGCAAAUGAUGAAAAGGAUGUUUGUGAUAAUAAUGAUGUGGAAGUGAUCCGACGCGUUUUGGAUGAAAUGAUUGAAAGCCGUUUGAAAGUGGUCUGUCAACAUGACCUUGUUUGUAUUUCCAAUUCUGAAUGCUGGAAGGAAACGGGUAUAAAAUUACUGAGCAACAGUACAUUUCGCAUUUUUGAUGGUGAAAUCAGUGAAUUCGUAGAAGGUCCACCAAAGAAGCGAAGAAAAGAUGCUUCUGAUGCAAAUUCUGAUUGGAAUGAUGAACGUGCAAAAAUACGAGCUGUUGCUGUUGAUGCUGAUUUUAUUCAAAAAUUCAGUUAA